Dictyostelium discoideum AX4 is the source of this 3168-nucleotide messenger RNA. RefSeq names its product RapGAP/RanGAP domain-containing protein (gene rapgap1). NCBI's taxonomy places the organism in Eukaryota, Evosea, Eumycetozoa, Dictyosteliales, Dictyosteliaceae. The coding region runs from base 1 to 3168 and encodes 1055 amino acids. The transcript has 2 exons. Gene Ontology annotation, molecular function: GTPase activator activity. Gene Ontology annotation, cellular component: cytoplasm; cell cortex. Gene Ontology annotation, biological process: regulation of small GTPase mediated signal transduction. The record is from RefSeq and is a predicted model, not a curated record.
AUGUCAAUUUAUCAUGGUAUUAUAGGAUCAUCAGAUCACAUUCAAAAUAUUUUCCCACCACCAUCACCUAGAAAAAAUAUUUCAUUAUCAACAAAUAAUAUAUCAAGUUUAACAACACCUAAAAAUUUUACAGCUAUAGUAGUGACAAAACCAUUGUCUCAAUCAACAACAUCAACUCAGGAAAUGAUGAAUACAUCAGAUAUUUUAUUUGACAUUCAACAACCAUUAUCACCACAACAUCAUUCAAGACAAAUACAACAACAACAACAUGAAAAAAUUACACCAGAAGAAGAAGAAAGAAGAUCAGAUGAAUUACAAAAGAUAUUAUUAGAUACUAUACCAAUAUUAAUUAAAGGUGUUGAAACAUUAGGAAUUGAAGUUGAACAAAUUUGUAAUGGUGAUAGUGCAAAUGAAAAGAGAUCAAAUUGUCAAGUAUUGGUUGAUAUUCAAAAAACAUUGAGAGAGUAUCCACGUGGUAUGGGAUAUCGUUCAAAGACCAUUCCAUCCAAUAUAGUGGGUAAACCAAAACUGAUUGCAUUUCGUCAUAGUAUGGACCAAUUAGUUUGGGAGAACAUUUCAAAAUUAUCAAUUCUAAAGGAUUUCGUAGAGUUUACAUUAGACUUUCAAAAACUUUGUGUCAUUGGUAUUAGUAUUCGUGAUGCUAUCAAUUCAUUUGUAAAUAAUAAAUGUGAAUACUUGAUUAAAGGUUUUGAAUUUAACAAUACAAAUUCAAUUUUAUCUGGUAUAAAUAUUCAUCAUCAUCUUAAUCACCAACCUGGUGCAUCAACACCAAGACCAUCGCAUUCAUCCUCAUCAUCGUUAUCACAUUCAUUAUCAUCAUCACCAAUGUCACAAUCAUUACCAUCAUCAUUAACAUCUGGUGGUGUAUCAUUAUUAAAUACAAGUGAUGAUGCUAUCGUACCAUCACUAUCAUCAGGUAAUGAUGAUAGUAGUGGUAGUAGUUUGUCAUCAUCAGAUGCAAAUGUAAUUUCAAUUAAUAUUAGUACAGUAAUUCAAAAUGGUGUUAGAGAUGAAAUUAAUAAUACAUCAAUCUCUGCUUUAAAGAAAUCACAAAAACAACAACCUGUAGUAUUAUCUCGUGCUCCAAAACAAGUUAUGGAAAGUACUAGAAUAUUGGUUGAUACCGUUGUCAAUAGAAAAUGUAUGUAUAGAGAAGAGAAAGCAUCAAUCUAUAGAGAGAUGAUGAAUGAUCGUUUAACACUUUUAAAAGAAGAUCCAAAGAAAUUUAAACAACAACUUUUACAACAACGUCGUCAAAAAUUAACAAAUUCUGAUCAACCUCAUGAAACUGAUUAUAAUGAGGAUUUUAAUUUAAACAAUAAUAGUACUAAUAAUAAUAAUAAUAUAAAAAAAGAAUCAAAUGGUUCAUCUGUAAAUAGUCAAACAACAACAACCACAACUACAACAAAUAAUAAUAAUAAUAAUAUUUCACCACAACAUUCUGGAACAAGUGGUUCACCAAGCGAUAAAGAAAAUUCACCAAUAUUUAGUCCAGGAUAUUUAUCAACAUCACCACCAAAAUCACCACCAAAAUCACCAGAAUUUCUUGGUGUACCAAUUGGUAAGAAAGCUCAUUUAUUAGGUCAUGCACGUUCAUUUAGUGCAGAUACUCAUGCAACUAAGGAGGCAGCAGCUAAUCAACAUCAUCAUUCUCAUAAUAAUAUUGGUUCAGUUUUAUCACCUCCAUUAUCUUCUCAAAAUGAAAGAAUCUUAAGAAAUUAUAAACUUUUAUCAUCAUCACCAUCAUCAUCUAGCUCAGCAGUAGUUACCAAUCCUGUAUCAUUAACAACCCAAUUACAACAACAACAACAACAACAACAACAACAACAAACGACAUCACAACCAACUCAACCACCACCAUCAGAAUAUCAAUUAUUAGAUUUAGAAUGGGAGGAACCAAUCGAUAGUGAUUUUAUAUUACCAUGUAAAGGUUAUAAAAUCGAUAGUGGUAAUAGUAAAUGUCAACAAGUUAAUUAUGAUGAGUUAAUAGUGUUAUAUACGGAUGAGGAUGAGUAUCAUUAUUGUGAUGAUUUUUGUAGUUUAGAACAUUUCAAUUUCCUUGGAGUUAAUAAAAAUCAACCAGAUAAUCCAAUGUGUAUAUCGGUUGUAGUUCAACAUGAUACCAAUGAACUAUUGUAUAUCAUUAGAACCGGUGAAAAGGAUGAAAAGUAUAGAUUAUCAUUACCCUAUGGUAAGAAGGAAAUCUCCUCAAAGGAUAUGUUAAAGAUGAUCAAGAAAUCACGUUUCAAUCAAAUGUCAAACUUUAAAUUAAAAGAGGUAAAGUCUGAUCAAAAUCAACAAUUCAUCAAACAAUUGAUUCAAUUUGAAGCUAAAAAUAUUCAUAAAACCUUUAAAUUUGGUGUUUUAUAUUGUUCAGAGAAUCAAGGUACCGAUGAAAAUGAACUCUAUAGCAAUAGUAGCACCAGUGAUGAGUUUCAAGAGUUUUUAAGGAUUUUGGGUGAUCGUGUACAAUUACAAGGUUGGACAAAGUAUAGAGGUGGCUUAGAUAUUAAAGAUAAUACAACUGGAACUCAUAGUAUCUAUAAGAAAUGGAGAGAUUUCGAAAUUAUGUAUCAUGUUGCCCCUAUGAUUCCUUGUCGUGCCGCAGAUGAACAAUCGGUUGAAAGAAAAAGACAUUUAGGUAAUGAUAUCGUUUUAAUCAUCUAUAAAGAAGGUAAUACAAAAUUAUUCGAUCCUUCAAUCAUUAAAUCAAACUUUAAUCAUAUCUUUGCUGUCGUUCAAAAAGUUGAUCCAAUUCCAAAUGUUGAUGGAGCUGCUGUUAUAAAUUUAGGAAAUAGUUUCAAUAAUAAUAAUAGCAGCAAUAAUAAUAAUAAUAAUAAUAAUAAUAAUAAUAAUAAUAAUAACUCUGAUUCAAACCUUCCAACUACAAAUAAUCUUCCAAUAAUUACAAAUGUAAAUUAUAAAAUUUCAAUCGGUUGUAAAGAAGAAGUUCAAAAUUUUGGUCCUGCUUUCCCAAAGAAUCAUAUUUUCUCAACUUCAACUGGUGAAAAUCUCACUGAUUUCCUUUUAACUAGAUUGAUCAAUGGUGAAAGAGCAACUCUAAAAUCACCUGUAUUUGCUCAAAAAUUAAAAAGAACAAGAAAAGAAUUUUUACAUUCAUUCAUUACUGAUUUUGGUAGUGAAUAA